Formica exsecta is the source of this 667-nucleotide messenger RNA. Its product is annotated as ejaculatory bulb-specific protein 3-like. The transcript is spliced from 3 exons. The coding region runs from base 172 to 552 and encodes 126 amino acids. NCBI's taxonomy places the organism in Eukaryota, Metazoa, Arthropoda, Insecta, Hymenoptera, Formicidae. The record is from RefSeq and is a predicted model, not a curated record.
GAUAAGGCCUCUCUUUUUCCCGAAACCACAACACGUUCAUAAGCGCUGAUUUUAACGUAUCUUGCUCUUGUGUAAAUUGUGUCUUUGCGUGAGAAUAUUGGUCUUUAACCAAGUUACAUAAAUUUAGAGAAAUCUUAGAACAGAUUGCUGCGACGAAAAGAUCAAAAAGAGAUGAGACUCACGUUUAUAUUGCUGUCCAUUUUCGUGUUCUCUGGACUCGUUUCAGGGACGGAAAAUUAUCUGGAUAUGUAUGACAAUGUGGACGUAGAUGCAAUUCUUAAGAGUGAUCGUCUUCUAAAUCAAUAUAUGGAUUGUAUUCUCGAAAAGGGUUCCUGCACCGCCGAUGCACGCAGUCUUAAACGUGAGCUUCCACACGCGGUAGCCACAAUUUGCGAAAAAUGCAAUUUAAAGCAGAGGCAAGCAGCAAGAAAAAUAAGCAAUCAUUUGAAAGAGCAUAGACCAGAGCUCUGGGCGGCGUUCCUUCAAAAAUAUGAUCCUAACAAAGAGUAUAUUGCAGAUUUCGAACAAUUUCUAGCACAAGUAGAAGAAUAAUCUUUACUAUACUUUAUUAUUAUUUUUUUCAAUAUAUGUAUAUUAUAAUAAAUAAUUAUGUUUUCUCAUGAUAUCGAUAAAUCAAUAUCAUGUGUUUACAUAUGUGUACAUUAAA